Molecule: messenger RNA, 1110 nt
Organism: Sycon ciliatum
Lineage: Eukaryota; Metazoa; Porifera; Calcarea; Leucosolenida; Sycettidae
Exons: 1
Coding region: 1-1110 (369 amino acids)
Source: RefSeq, a predicted model, not a curated record
AUGCUGGUCGGAGACUUCAAUGUCCACAACACGGCUUGGCUCGGCAGCUCUAAGACCACCCGUGCAGGGGAGUACAUGGAGGAACUAAGUGCUGCCCACAGCCUCAUGCAGCAUGUCCAAGAACCAACCCGAGGUCUCAACACCCUGGACUUAGUGCUCUCUGACUUCACUGGUACUGUGACCACCGGUAUCUCGCCGCCGAUAGGAAGGUCAGACCAUUGUGUUGUCCACGCUGUGCUCGCUCAAGCCCCGCUAGAAAAUGAGCCCAGCACACGGAGACGUGUGUGGCGAUAUGGCCAAGCCGACUGGAACAGACUGCGUGCCCACUACCGUCGCAUUGCCUGGGCAGCUGAGUUUCCGGAGGACCCAGAGGAAGCAUGCAGCCUUGUUACUAGGCACAUCGUGUCUGGGAUGCUGCAGUUUAUUCCCCACAAGAUGCUGGAAACAAGGCCGUCCGAUCCGAGCUGGUGGACACCAGAAUGCACUGAGGCUCAACGUGCCAAAGAGAAAGCAUGGAAGGCCUGGCGUCACCAGGGGCCCAGCGAAUGCCUGAAGCAGUCGUUCAUGACAACUGUCACUCAAUCUAUUACAACCCAACAUCGUGCACAACAAGCUGAAGAGCAGACAGUCCGAGAGCGUCUCACACGUGGUUCCAUGAGAGACAAGGACUGGUGGAGGAAUGUCAAGCGCGCCGCCGGUCUGGGUAGGACUACAGACGUGCCAACACUCACUGAUGCUGACGGGCACGAGCACAGUACAUCGAAAGCCAAGAGCGAGUGCCUUGCUAGAUUCUUUGCUGAAAAAUGUAGCCUUGGGGAUAAUGACAUCGACAAUGCUGAGUUACCAGCAACACCCCGCACUACCACUCCGGGCCUGCAGCGCAUCCGCUUCCGCGUCUCUGAAGUCCAACAGUGCCUGAAGCGUCUCAACACAUCCAAAUCCACUGGUCCAGAUGAGAUCCCAGGACGAGUACUCAAGGAGUGUGCAGCUGAACCUCUGAACAUCCGCUGGCUAGAUUGUUUCGCCUGUGUUUUGCAAAUGGAGUCCAGCCCCAAUCAUGGAAAAUUGCCCGUGUCGUUCCAGUGCACAAGAAAGGACCCAAAUCCAUGA